AAAAAAUUAAAAACAUAUAAACUAGAAAUUAUGCAUUUAUAUUCUAGACAAUAAAAAAUCCCAAAGGAAUGAAUCGUCAAGUCACAUCUAAUGAUACUUUAAUUCUAAAGACUAACAAAGGCGCAUCCUCGAAAGAAAAUGUAUCAGUCCUUCCAUUAAUGCAACCAACACAUAAUGUACGAUCUUCUCAAGAAACUUUAUAUGAAGUUAAAAGGAGACUUCAAAGUUUACAUAAUGUGUUGCAAACAUAUCAAGAUAUGAAUCAAUCUCUAAAAAGACAAGUGUCCGCAGGUCGAGUUAAUGGAAAUGAUGCAUCUGUCGAGCUUGAUACCAACCACGAUAUCAAUACAAAAAAAAAUGUGCAAACACAAUGCCCAAGCGUGGAUAGUUGCGAAUACUUUGAUCUAAAUCAGUCGGAAGAAAGUUUAUCUUCCUUAGCCAAAUAUUCAAGUACAUCAAAAGUCUGUCAAUGUUCUAGCGAAAACGUCAUAUCUCAAACCUGUUCUAAAGAUUUAAGUCGACAUAAUAUACGAAAAUCAAGGAACAAUCUCCCAGCACUUGGGACAACAGAACCAUAUUUGCGUUCUUGUAACGCGGCAUUAAAUAUGUCAAACGAUUACGAAAAUGAAUAUAAAAAAAUCGCGUAUGAACGGAACAAUUCAGAUUGCAGUCAUGAAUUAGAAUCAGGUCCUAAAAUCAAUAAAAAUAUAAUAAAAAUAGAUACUCUGCUUAAAAUCCAAGACAACAUAUCUGAGACAGUAUCGGACAAAAUAUACUACAUUUUAUCACCUGAAAAUAAGAAUAUCCAGAUUCAAAACAGAACAUCACCAAGAUUCGUUUCUGAAAAAUUCAAUGAUAUAAUUGAUAAAAAUGAGUACCAAGAGAAUGCGAUAAUAUCACAAAAUAGUAGUCAAAGUAAAACGUCGAAUGACAGCAAUAACAAGGAAGAGAAAUCAACGGCAUUAUUACUUCAAGAGGCUUUACAUUUUAAGAAUGCCUUGCUGAUACAGUCAAAAAAGAAAUAUCCGAUAAAUAACGUAAAACAGAAUGAUACCGCAGAUGAAUUUUUGUCGGAACCAAACAAUAAUUUUCCUUCAAUGAUAGUAGAUAUCAAGGCGGAAAAACCAAUAAUCAAUAGUUCUCAUGACAAAAUUGAUGAACAUUACAUCUAUCUACAAAUGAAACAACGAUGCGACUUAUCUUCUCAAUCUUUGAAAAAAUUAGAUACAUUCGCACACUGUGAGAACGAAAGAGAUAUGAAGAAUCAGAAUCAUAUUCCUGAAACAUCUUCAGAAUAUUUUAGCAUUACCGAUUUUGCAAUUCACGGUAACGCUGAGAUUGAAAAUAAUGUUUCAUCGAACCCUCCAAUUUACGAAAAAGUAAUCUCGAUAACACUACCAGUUGAUGUGAAAGAUCAAGGUGAAAUUAAUAAUAUUAAUGAGAAAUCGAAACAAACUAUCCUGCCAAAUACUCAGACUCGCGUAAAUUUACGAGAAAAUUUUCGAGAUGAUGCAGCUUCUGACAAUGAUGUAAAUAAACAUUCGCCAGCAAUGUUGAAACUCGAAGAUCUCAUAAUAGAACGGAUUAAAAAUAUCCGAGAUUACAUGGAUGAUUUUCUUCAAAGUCAAAAUAUAGCAAUCUUUAAAGCGCGCAAAGCACUUCGAUACAAAAGUGAUAAUUCUCGAUGUUCAGCCGAGGUAAGUCGGAAAGUAACACGUGAUCGAUUAACUGUACCGUUUAGCUGCAAAAACAACGAUCCAAUGGUUUUUUCGAAAAAUUCGUCAGAUUCAUUGACAAAUACACAACCGAAUUAUAAACAAGAAUACGAUCAGGAAACGGAUGCUGUCUUAAAACGCCCUUCCGAUGUGUAUUUGAAAAGAAAUCCAGGCAUGCUUGCACUUAUUACUCCAAUUAAGAAUAAAUUCUCUAAGAAUGAUGCGCGACAAUUAAAAGUAUUUACGGAAUUAAAAAAAGCUGAUAAAUCUCCUCCAAUAACUCUAAUACACUCAACACACAAAAACGAUUCAAAACCCGCACACAAAAUAACGAAUGUAUUCACACCUUGUUAUGAAGGACAUGCUAUGCAAAAUACAGAAAGUGAUGAGAUAAAUAAAGUUAUAAUCGCUGAAAAUAGCGUAAAUAUGGAUUUCCAUAAAGAGAAGCAGAUACAAAUUAAUGAGAAUAAAUCAUCAGCUAUGUCAUAUUUUCCCGUUAGUAUUACAAAAACUAAUGCAAAAGUUGUUCACACAGCCAAUGAAGAAUACGUGACGAAAUCUAAUUAUAAUUCGAUCUGUCAUAGUAAUCCGUAUUUCACCAAUGAAAAGAAAGGAUGUGAAAAUAAUAAAGGAGGUGAAAAUGGAUCAUGUAUCUUUGAAGUAAUAAAAGAUGUGAAAAUGGAUUAUGUAUCUUUGAAGUCUACAACGAACAUACAAAACGAAGUAAAACAAGAUGCUAUUAAACAACAAAUUACUGAAGAUAAAUAUCCCAAUGCAAAUAUAACAUCAAACAAAUUGCCAUCAGAUAUCGAAUAUUCUAAUAUGACGAUAUUUAUUGACUCAGAUCUUAUUUUCAACAAAUCAAAACCCGAUUAUCUGACGAAUGCGAAAACAGCAUCUCCUUUGACAAAAUUAAAGGAAGAUGAUAUCACCUUUGAUCCUGAUGCUUCUCUAUUAUCUUUCUCAUCAGAGAAACAAGAUAAAACACUAAAUAUAGACAAUGUUUCAUUAAAUAGUCUAAAGCAAAAUAAAAUAUCUGCAGAUAUCGAACAUUUACCAUCCCGAAUGGAAGAUUAUUCGACAAAAUCAUUCCAGACAGAUUCUGAAAUGAAGGCCAAAAGUGAUAUAUCUUUAAUAACUAGUAGAAAUAAAGACUUAAACAUCAACCUAUAUCCAAAGAAAUCACAUUCAUUUUUAAUGCAUCAUGAUACCAUGAAAUACAUCGACGAUAUAUCACCUCAGUCUCACACAAAAUUGUACGAUAUAAAAAGUAAAUUACAAUUUACAAGUCAAUCAAAAUCUAUUAUACCACUACAGAGGGUAUCCACAAAAUCUUGCAUACCAAUUUUAAAAAAUCGUUUAGAAUCAUCUCAUCGUAUGAAGCAUCGAGCACAAGCAAGAAGUCCUGCGAGAAGUUCUACGAGAAGCCCAUUGACUAUGUUAUGGGGAGAAAAGACUUGUACAAAAGAUCACACAACAGACGAGGAAGUUGCGCGAAGAGGAAACACUUCAAUAAACAAACAUUUGUGUGCAGAAGAGAUGCUGAAUUUAAUUAAAUUAAAUACAGAACAGGAUACUAAAGAAUUGGAGAAAUCUAAUACGACAUGCAGAAAUAAUGAUAUAAUACCAAAAGAAAAUUUACAAAUUUUACCUGACCGAAAUAUAGAAUCCUUGGCAAUUAAUGAGAAAUAUUCAAAUAAAAAAAGAGAUAUAUAUGAAAGUAAAUCAGAUACGAAUAUAAUGCAGCAUAUAGAAAAAAUAGCUUCUAAAGAAAUAGCUGUUAUUUCUAUUAUAGCGAAUGACAGUCUACAGAAAAAAUAUCCAGUAAAUUUAUUUAUUUUAAACACAGAAAACAUUUGUCCCGCGACAGAUUUUUUAAUAUAUAAAAAUAAAUUAUGGACUAUUAAUGUUAAAAAAACGAAAAAAGAAGUUACGGAAAAAGAAGUUAUGGCAAAGCCUUCCAUUACAGAUACAUGUACAUCAAUCUCUGACUUAAAAUGAAUAGACAUGUAUAACUUGUUUUAUCUUUGUAAAUAUUUUUAAUAUUUUUAUUUAUCAGAUUCUU
Molecule: messenger RNA, 3780 nt
Organism: Pogonomyrmex barbatus (red harvester ant)
Lineage: Eukaryota; Metazoa; Arthropoda; Insecta; Hymenoptera; Formicidae
Source: RefSeq, a predicted model, not a curated record